AAUGAGAAAGGUUUGAGCUGACAGAAACCCAUCCGCAUAAGCAAGGGGCCUUGUGCUGGGCUGGGGAAUGUGAAUGUGAGCAGCGCGCGGUGCUGCCGGGGCGCGAGCAACCUGCGAUUUGGAAUGCGGUAUCCGCCAGCCGCCUGCACAACGUACUCCCAGAAUGCUGGCUCGUGCGGGGCACCGCCCCCCGCCCCGCCGCGGGCUCAGUGAUGUCGUGGCGCUGUGAGGAAGUCUGGGACCAGAGUUCAACAAACAAGAGGGUCUUUAUCUGUUUCCUAAUACUUGGAGUGCCAUCGUCAUAGCAGCACCAAACUAAAUCAGACUACUGGAGAAAUGAGGCGUGCGGGCUUGGGGGAAGGACCUCCUGCCUAUGCUGGAAGUGGUUACAGUGUGUACGAAGAGGAAAAUGAUAAGUUAACAGAGGGCCUUCGAGAAAAAGUGACUGCAUUAAAAACCCUUUCCAUUGAUAUUGGAACUGAAGUCAAAUACCAUAAUAAGCUCCUGGAUGAAAUGGAUACGGGAUUUGAAUCUACAGGUGGAAUAUUGGGAGCAACGAUGGGUAGACUCAAACACUUAUCUCGUGGAAGCCAAACAAAACUGUUAUGCUACAUGAUGCUGUUUGCAUUUUUUGUAUUCUUUGUACUUUAUUGGGUUAUUAAAUUGAGGUGAAAUAAAUUUGUGCCACUCCA
Molecule: messenger RNA, 692 nt
Organism: Rhincodon typus (whale shark)
Lineage: Eukaryota; Metazoa; Chordata; Chondrichthyes; Orectolobiformes; Rhincodontidae
Gene: bet1
Product: Bet1 golgi vesicular membrane trafficking protein
Exons: 4
Coding region: 337-672 (111 amino acids)
Biological process (GO): vesicle fusion with Golgi apparatus; endoplasmic reticulum to Golgi vesicle-mediated transport
Cellular component (GO): Golgi trans cisterna; SNARE complex
Molecular function (GO): SNAP receptor activity
Source: RefSeq, a predicted model, not a curated record